AUUAAUGUUGUUUUAUGUGCUUAAAACUAGGUUGUAGAAGAGGAAUGGGUUGCUGAAAUGGUGAAUUCGGCUAUGGAAUUUAAACACAAUGAGGAACAAGACUGUCGUUGUGUACAUCUUGAAUUGGAACUUGGUCUGAAUGCAAAACGGAAAAGGAUUAGUGAUAAGGUAUUGGAUGUCAUUUGUUUGAUUCAUUAGUAUUAGUUGUUAUUUCUUAUCCAUUGAAUGUGAUGUAUUCUGUGUUUCAUAUAUGGUUGCAAGAUUAGACCGCUAUACCAAGAGAUGUUCAAGGAUGAUUGCAUGACUGUCGGUGGGUUAGUAAAAGCUAAGGGUGAGGUCUUGAAGCAGUAUGCAAUUGGUACCUCAAAGGCUCCAAACUUGACAUGUCGCAUAGAGUCUUUUGGUAGGAUAUGUCAGAAGUUUGAUGGCAGACGAAGGCGGUGGGUCACAGAAAUGGGGUUUGGGGGUUUGUUGCACCUUGCUGCUUUAGGGAUGCAGUUUCCAAGGCAACUGGCAUAUUGGUUACUGACUCGUGUUGAUCCGGUUAGAAAAAUAAUGAUAUCACCAGAUGGUAAAGAAUUUAGGUUGUCUCCAAACCUAGUGUAUUGGGUUUUAGGAAUUCCAAACGGUGGGAAGCCAGUUCCUACUAAGAAAAACAUGACCUCUGAAAUAAAGGAAAGAGUAGAUGCAUUACUGAGAGAGUAUGGUAGUUCUUAGGAAACCAGGUGUAGUAGAUAUGAAGGUCGUGUGUACAUUAAGUAAGGGUAUAUCUGUUAAUCACAUGGUAAUGGUGAGACUUGAGGGGGAAUGGAAAGAUGGGGAGGAAGCUGAAUUUAAGACCUUAUUUCUAUUGUUGUCCCUGCAUAUGGUUCUAUGUCCCACCCAAUCCCCUAGACUAUCGGCGGAUCUUGUUCCUUCGUUAACUUUUGCACAAGAGUGUACUGAUUUUGACUGGUGUGGGUUGGUUGUGUCAAAGUUAUUAUGUAGUGUGGCGACUUUUGCCCGGACGUUUUAUGCUAAUGGUUAUGCUCGAGGAAGUGGAGGAUGCUUGCUAUUCAUUGUGGUUUUCUAUUUGGAUAGGUUGAAUAAGGUUCCACUUUCUUGGGGAUUGUUUCCCAGGAUUAAGGUGUGGAGUAUGCAUGAGGUUGGUUUAGUUGCUAGACUGGAUCGGAAGUCUCUUGAUGGUGAUUUUGGAAAAAUGGGGAUGCUUGAUGUGGCAUAUGGAGAGGACCACCCCAGGGAGGCUUGUGAUAGCAAUGGUCCCAUUGUGAUGCACAAUGAGGUGGCUGAGGAAGGUCCAUAUACACAUAAAGCACCUAAGGCACGUCGGAUUAGAUACACCGCGAUUCCCUGUUUUGUUACCACCCAUUGUCAUGCUCCACCAUCUAGGGAAGGCUUUUGACGUGAGUUAUUACUUAUUCAAAACCUGGUGCAUGAUUGUGAGAUUCAAUGGUCCCGUUGUCAUGCGUAGUGAGUGUAUUUUUGCACGUUGUGAGUGCGGGUUUUACUGUUAUGUACGAUUGUUAGAUUGUGAGAUGAAAAUUUUGUUGUAUGUUAGCAAUGUAGUUUGAACAAUAGGCCUUGCUGUAUCAACUGUAAUAAAUGUUCCCCUGUGGAACGAACAUUUGAUAGCCAAAUAUGUUCACUUCAUGUAA
Chenopodium quinoa (quinoa) is the source of this 1655-nucleotide messenger RNA. RefSeq lists its product as uncharacterized. Bases 704 to 1402 code for a protein of 232 amino acids. The transcript is spliced from 7 exons. The record is from RefSeq and is a predicted model, not a curated record. NCBI's taxonomy places the organism in Eukaryota, Viridiplantae, Streptophyta, Magnoliopsida, Caryophyllales, Amaranthaceae.